Molecule: messenger RNA, 1482 nt
Organism: Sinocyclocheilus rhinocerous
Lineage: Eukaryota; Metazoa; Chordata; Actinopteri; Cypriniformes; Cyprinidae
Exons: 3
Coding region: 1-1482 (493 amino acids)
Source: RefSeq, a predicted model, not a curated record
AUGACAGACACCAAACAAAAAAGAGAGCCCAGCUGGAUAGAGGUUCAGGAGGUGGUAAGAAAAGCCAGAUCAGCCUCCAUUCCAGGGCCUAGCGGUGUCCCAUACAUUGUGUACAAGCGCUGCCCGCAACUCCUUCGGCACCUGUGGAAGUGUCUUAGGGUGAUCUGGCGCAAGGGAAGAAUCGCCAAGCAGUGGAGAUAUGCAGAAGGCGUAUGGAUCCCCAAGGAAGAGAAUUCAAUAAACAUCAGUCAGUUCAGAGUUACCUCACUGGUAAGCGUCGAAGGCAAGAUUUUCUUCAGCAUCCUGUCACGACGAAUAACUGAAUUUCUCUUUAAGAACAACUAUAUUGAUACUUCUGUGCAAAAGGGUGGAAUUCCAGGAGUGCCGGGCUGUUUGGAACACACGGGAGUCAUUACACAACUCAUCAGGGAGGCUCGAGAAGGAAAAGGAGACUUUACUGUAUUAUGGUUGGACCUUGCGAAUGCAUAUGGAUCCAUACCUCACAAUCUUAUUGUGCUUGCCCUCCAACAACACGGGAAGUAUGGCAGUAUAGAGAGUCCAGGGAUCCAAAGGUGGCAGCAGCUGGCAUACAGGUGCGAACAGGCAGAAAAUGGAGUGCAGAAAAAUCAUUGGAAGUGGCAGAGGCAAGGAGCAUGGACUAAAUGGGAUAACGUUCAGCAACGUAAGAUCACUUGGGCUGACAUCUGGAAAGAUUUCCAUCGAAUCAGGUUCUUAGUCCAAACUGUUUACGAUGUCUUACCAAGUCCAGCAAACCUCCACGUCUGGGGAAAAAGUGAGACACCAUCCUGCCCCCUCUGUUCAGGAAGGGGAUCACUAAAACAUCUCCUUAGCAGCUGCCCAAAAUCCCUUGGAGAAGGGCGCUAUCGCUGGCACCAUGACCAGGUGCUUAAGGCAGUUGCUGAGAGCAUUGCCACAGCCAUCAAGGCCAUUAAGGGCCACCACCAUAAGCCAAAGACCAUCAAGUUCCUCAGAGCUGGAGAGAAGGCCCACCCACAGCCGAGAGUAAAGAUCGGUCUCCUCGCAACUGCUACUGACUGGCAACUGGAAGUGGAUCUUGAUAAACGACUGAAGAUCCCUACCAGAAUAACAUCCACACAGCUUCGUCCAGACAUGAUCAUUGUUUCAAAUUCCACUAAGCAAUUGAUCUUGCUGGAACUAACUGUGUCUUGGGAAGAGCGUAUGGACGAGGCCAAUGAGAGGAAGCGUGCUAAAUACCAAGAGCUAGUUGAAGAGUGCAGGAGGCAGGGCUGGCAAACUCGUUGUGAGCCUCUGGAGGUGGGCUGCAGGGGUUUUGCAGGGCGAUCACUCUGCAAAGCAUUCAGGCUUCUAGGUGUCACUGGGGAGGCGAAAAGAAAGGCGAUUAGAUCCGCGACUGAAGCUGCAGAGAGAGCCACUAGGUGGCUUUGGAUUAAGAGGGCAGAACCGUGGGCAGUUGCUGCUGGGACACAGGCCGGGGUCUGA